Molecule: messenger RNA, 957 nt
Organism: Pichia kudriavzevii
Lineage: Eukaryota; Fungi; Ascomycota; Pichiomycetes; Pichiales; Pichiaceae
Exons: 1
Coding region: 1-957 (318 amino acids)
Cellular component (GO): mitochondrion
Molecular function (GO): nucleic acid binding
Source: RefSeq, a predicted model, not a curated record
AUGAUGUUAAUGGAACUUUCUUAUCUUCCCAAACAGUCAAAGAAAUACUUAAAGGGUUACAAUGGAUUAUCAAUAACCAAUUUCAUGUUUGCAACCCGAAUAUCCCGUGUUGCACGUUUACUAAACACAAGAAACGAACCUAAAUCAAGAGUUGAAGAUAUCGGUUCAAUAAUUGUCAACAAAAGUGUUACUAAUGGAUUGAACAGCAAUGAAUCUCUCAAACUCAAGGAUAAACUAACGUCAAAGGGAACGCGCCCCCGAGGGAGACCCAGGAAACCAACACCUGUUACUGUAAUAGACAAAUUCAAUAGUGUUAUCUCGUACUUAGAAUAUGUCAAAUAUAAGAAAAUGAAAGUAACAUCAAGCGUAUUCAUGGGAACUUUCUAUGAACUCCAAGUAAAAGAGUUUUUGGAAGAGAAUUUGAAAAUAAAAAGUACAAUACACCAAGGCGGAAGUAAUGAUAAGGGUAUUGAUAUCAAUGCAAUUUGGAAUCCUACAACUAUAUUCAACAACCAGAGGCAUACGAAUGAUGGCGAUUCCACCAAAAAAUAUGAAACCGUGAACAUGAAAAGAGUGAAGCCGAUUGUACUUAGAAGCAACAAGACUUUAAAACUUUUCGUUCAAUGUAAAUGUUUUAAUACAUCCAAAAUUGCCCCAAAGCUGAUACGUGAGAUAAAAGGGUCAUGUCAAGAGUAUUUUAGAAAAAAUGGUAAUAGCGCUGUUUUCAUGCUAGUUUCAACAAAUGGAUUUACUAAAGUAGGGAGAGAAGAUUUCGAUAAAGCACAGAUACCACUCAUUUAUGUCAAAUUUACAAAACCUCGACUGAUAGAUGCUAGAUACCCCUACGAUGCAAAAGGCUGGGAAACGGGGACGAUCAAAGGGAUGUAUUUCAAUCCAUUAGCGGUUGCAAUGUUCAAGGGACUAGAUUGGAUUAACUUUACAACUAAGCUGGUAUAA